This is a messenger RNA of Manihot esculenta (cassava), 1561 nucleotides long. RefSeq names its product probably inactive leucine-rich repeat receptor-like protein kinase At5g48380. The coding region runs from base 54 to 1298 and encodes 414 amino acids. The record is from RefSeq and is a predicted model, not a curated record. Gene Ontology annotation, molecular function: ATP binding; protein kinase activity. The transcript is spliced from 2 exons. Gene Ontology annotation, biological process: protein phosphorylation. Lineage: Eukaryota; Viridiplantae; Streptophyta; Magnoliopsida; Malpighiales; Euphorbiaceae.
UUGUCCCAUUACCCCAUUAUUAAACUAUUCUUAUUUAUGUUAUCUCAUCAUACAUGCAAAUGGCUCCCAAACCAAUACUUGUUGUUCUUCUUCUUUAUAUUAUCAGUGUAGGAGCUGCUAUGUCCGGUAAUGAUCCCCGGCGGAAGCUUGAGGAGGAGCACGGGAUGAGAUUCGAUUAUUCAUUCAAUAGUGGGUUUAUAAUUGGUUAUAUAUUUUCUUUAGUUUCAGUAGUAACCAUUUUUAUAUCGUAUUGCUUUCCUUGGUUUGAUUUCAAGAAAAUAAACGAGAAAAAGACUCCUUUAUCCAAGACUUUGUUAAUGGCAAAGCCUCGAAGAAUAUGCUAUCAAGAAGUUAACAGACAGUCACUGAUAUCAGAUCUAGAGAAGUUGAUUACGAGAAUGAGUUUCACAUCUCUAAAAAAAGCAACGGGUUCUUUCGGCAAACACAAUUUCAUCGGUUUGGGAAAGAAGGGGAAGUUAUACAAAGCAAAAUUUCCAUACAAUUGCUUAACUGCAGUUAAGAGGAUACAUAAUUCUCAACAUCUAGUAGAUCAAUUCUUCUCUGAGCUAAUGAUUCUAGGUAAGUUUAAGCACAUGAACAUAGUUCCUGUCUUGGGAUUCUGUAUAGAAUCACAUGAAAAACUAAUUGUAUAUAAAUAUAUGCCAAAUGGAAACCUUUACAAUUGGUUGCACCCUAUGAAUCAUGCGUCUAAGACCUUAGAUUUUCAUUCAAGGAUUAACAUAGCAAUUGGGAUAGCAAGAGGCUUGGCAUGGCUCCAUCAUAACAAUUUCAUUAUAGUUCAUAGUAACUUGUGUUCUAGUUGCAUCUUGCUCGAUAAAAACUUGGAACCCAAGAUAUCAAAUUUAGAAGGAUCUAUAUCCUUUUCCAACAUUGAUAAUAUUAGGUCGACAGAAAAGCGUUUGAUUCAAAGUGAUAUCUAUAAAUUUGGUGUUCUUAUCUUGGAGAUAAUUCUAGGUCAAGAUUUUUACAUGCCAAAGGAGACCUUCAAAGAAAGAAUCUCGCAUUCUUCCACCAGCAUUUCCACUCUUUAUAAUGCUGUUGAUAAGUCUCUAAUUAGUGGAAGAGGAGACAAUGCCAAAAUAUUUAGUGUUCUUAGUAUUGCUUGUAGUUGUAUUGAUCAAGUUCCAGAUCAAAGGCCUACAAUGCUUCAAAUUUACAAGAGACUAUUGGCCGUUAAGAAAAUAAAUAAUUGCAUGGAAGAUUCUAAGACAUCUAUUCAAACUGAUAUUUCUACUACCGAUUUUAUCGAUAUUGAUUUUGAGAUAACAGAGAUAUGAAUAAAUUGUACCGGAGACAGGCUAGAAGUAUGAUAGGCAGUGAUGGUUUGAUUUUGUGAUUAGCAGUUGAAGGUUAAUUUUUCAAGACUCAUAACUUCAUAUGUAGAUGUAUAUACACAACUUCAUGUAUAGAUGUAUUUAUAUGUUUUUUAAUUAUCACCUUACUAUUGAUAUGAAAUGCUCAUGAUAUGAGAUAUGUGUAUAUGUUCUACAAUAACUAAUCACGGCUACUACUCGUAAUAAUGUCUUUUCCAAGGAUUAAA